Molecule: messenger RNA, 2981 nt
Organism: Anolis carolinensis (green anole)
Lineage: Eukaryota; Metazoa; Chordata; Lepidosauria; Squamata; Anolidae
Product: UAP56-interacting factor
Exons: 9
Coding region: 78-929 (283 amino acids)
Biological process (GO): mRNA export from nucleus
Cellular component (GO): nuclear speck
Molecular function (GO): mRNA binding
Source: RefSeq, a predicted model, not a curated record
GGUCAGUCCUGCCCCCUCUCUCUCUCUGUCUCUUUCUCUCUCCUUCUUUCUCUCUCUUUCCCUCUUUCUCUCUGGCCAUGGAUCCCCCAAAGGAGCCUCAGCCCAAGCCGGAAUCCACCGGAUCAGAGAUCAUCGACCUCUCUUUGGAUGACAUUAUAAAGCGGAACAAGAAAGGCCAGGGCAACCCAAAAGGGAACCGAUGGAGGCAGCCGCUCAAGAACAGGACUCCAUCCUACAGCAACGGGAGACCCAGAUUCCGGCGCUGGAUCCCGGGAAAUCUGCAAGGACCGAAUAGAUUUAGAGGCGGCUUUCGGAAGCAGCAGUUUUUUAGGAAACCAGCAUGGAAAGGUGUGGCCAAUGGGAUGAGUCCGUUGAAUCGGACGCUUUCUGCUCAGCAGGGCAAAGAAGAUGAAGCCUCCAUGGCCACGGAUGGCGGCAGCAAUGGAGGGGCAGCCGUGGCUCCACAGCGGCCGCUGCCCAUCAGAGCCCAGCGUUUCCGAAAUGCAAGAGCGUUGCCGCUUCACCAAAGUAACCGGCCUUUCUGGAAAAACCCAGGACCCCCUUUUUUCCGGCGGCAACCGAGAUUCAGCUUUGGACAAAGGCAAACGCAGCCAAGAGCAGAAGGGAAGCCACCAAGGAUCAGAAGGUGGCAAGUGCGACCCAAUUCCGGCGCAGUCCUGACUGUAUCUGUGUCCAACCCCCAAGCGAGUCAAGUGAAUGUGCCAGGAGGAAAACGUCCCUUCCGCAGAGAGAGAGGCACCGCAGCCAAGGUGGCCCUUCACCAGCCGAAAGGGGUUCCCUUGAGGUUCAACUUCCGUGCCAUGGCUAACCAGACCAGCUUGAUGUUAAACGAACGCUUCUCCGGACUGAGGGGCAAACGGCCCUUCCACACCACGCGCCGGACAAAUCGGAUGGUCACGCUGCCCUGAGGCGGCCCUAUUCCAGCCUCCCUAUCGAGCUAUUUGUCUUCUUUGGCUUGGAUAGCGCUGGGAAAGACUUCUCCGACCUCGGACCAGAAGGAUGAAGACAACAAGGGUGGCUACCUUAUGACUCCGUAGCCCUUUCUUCUGUGUGGUGGAUGGAAAGGACCCUUAUUUUGUAUCUGUGGAGUUCACACUAUGAAGCCAAGUCAAGGUCCAUGGACCGGGGCUGGUUUUGGAACCAGUUUCCAACAAAAUUUGAAAAUGCAAUCAUAAAACGGCACAAAUAUAGCACCUACCUGGAAACCAUAUCUAUCUAUCUAUCUAUCUAUCUAUCUAUCUAUCUAUCUAUCUAUCUAUCUAUCUAUCUACCGUGUUUCCCCGAAAAUAAGACAGUGUCAUAUUAAUUUUUGCUCCCAAAGAUGCUCUAGGUCUUAUUUUUAGGGGAUGUCUUAUUUUUCCAUGAAGAAGAAUUCACAUUUAUUGUUGAACAAAAAAACGCGAACAUUUAUCAUAUACUGUACAGUAGUUGUCAUCAUAAACCAGCAUAACCAGACAAACUGAAUCCUAUCAAGAAUGUCUUGUUACUACCAAUAUUUCCAUGUACAACACUCUAUGGUACGUACAUUUACCGAUCUUGCAUGUUCUGGUGUUCUGUUCGGCAGGCAUGCUUCCAAACACAAACUUUGCUAGGUCUUACUUUCGGGGGAGGCCUUAUAUUUAGCAAUUCGGCAAAACCUCUACUAGGUCUUAUUUUCUGGGGAUGUCUUAUUUUAGAGGAAACAGGGUAUCUUAUCUAUCUAUCUGCUCUUCCUUUGCACCAUCUGCAUGGCCAUCUGUUGGGAGGGCUCAGAUGGUGUCCUUUCCAACUCGAGGAGUCUAUAAUUCUAUGAACUGCUGCUUUCUGACAUGAAGCAGUUCCUUUUGGUAAGGAUAAACAUUAGAAAAAAAUCUUUGGCCCCAACUACACUGCCAGAUAAAAUCCAGAUUAUCUUCUCUGAACUGGAUUACAGUAGAGUCUCACUUAUCCAAGCUAAACGGGCCGGCAGAACCUUGGAUAAGCAAAGAUCUUGGAUAAUAAGGAGAAAAAGCCUAUUUUAUUUAUUUAUUUAUUUAUUUAUUUACAGUAUUUAUAUUCCGCCCUUCUCACCCCGAAGGGGACUCAGGGCGGAUCACAUUAUAUACAUAUAGGGCACACAUUCAAUGCCCAUAUACACAUAGAACCGAGACAGAGGCAGAGGCAAUUCAACCUUCUCCUGAGGGGAUGUUCGAUUCUGGCCACAGGGGGGACCAGCUGCUUCAUCAUCCACUGUGACGGCACUUCCUCAUUCCAAUGUUGUAAAUUAGUUAAAUUUGCCUCCCCACUUUAUAAGUGGUACCUUAUUUCCCACUUGAUAGAUGCAACUAUCUUUUGGGUUGCUAGGUCAGCAACGAGCAGGGGCUAUUUUUUAUUUUUUAAUUGACGGGUGCUCAUUCCACCAGGGGCUGGCCUCGAACUCAUGACCUCAUGGUCAGAGUGAUUUAUUGCAGCAGGCUGCUCACCAGCCUGCGCCACAGCCCAGCCCCCAUAUUAGGUUAUGAUUUUACAAAUUAAGCACCAAAACAUCAUGUUAUACAACAAAUUUGGCAGAAAAAGUAGUUCAAUAUGCAAUAAUGCUAAGUAGUAAUUACUGUAUUUACGAAUUUAGCACCAGAAUAUCAUGAUAUAUUGAAAGCAUUGACUACAAAAAUGCCUUGGAUAAUCCAGAAUCUUGGAUAAGCGAGUCUUGGAUAAGUGAGACUCUACUGUAUAUGGCAGUGUAUACUAAUAUAAUCAAGUUCAAAGACGAUCAUCUGGAAUUUAUCUGGCAGUGUAGAUGAGGCCAUUGUUUGUAUCUGGAAUUUCAUGACUGGUCCCAUUAGAAAAUGCAUAAGGAUAUGGAUGGACUACAACUACGAUAAUCCUCUGUUAUUGCCUCCCAAACCCAAACAGUACUUAAACACUUUUUGCAGAGGUUGUUUGGUGGAUUGGACUGCGAAGCGCUGUAGUGCACUGAAUAAAAUCACUUUGAGAAGCUGGAA